Messenger RNA from Striga asiatica, 795 nucleotides. Lineage: Eukaryota; Viridiplantae; Streptophyta; Magnoliopsida; Lamiales; Orobanchaceae. The record is from the annotation of a GenBank genome assembly.
GCACAUUUAAACAAAGUGGCUGCGAAGGCUGUCGAAAAAUUGAUGCCCUCCGAUGUUAAGGGCAAUUUGGGAAUUUUAUGUCAGUGGGCAGAUAGAAUUAGGAGGCAAUAUCAUAGAGUCAGGAGGCGAUAUCGCUGGGCAUCUGAGCUUCAUUAUAUAAACGUCCAAGAUCAUAAUUGUGCCUACAAAUACACUAGGGAUUGCAUAGGUAGAAAUAGGGUGCAGGACAGGUGCCUUUCAGGUGCAAUCAACAACUAUACUGAUCAGCUUUCGAGUUACAAAAAGGCCGAAUAUAAUCUCACAGAGGCAUUGCUAUUUCUGUCUCAUUUCAUAGCAGACAUUCAUCAGCCGUUGCAUGUUGGUUAUUUAUCAGAUAAAGGAGGCAACACAAUUAACGUGAUUUGGUUCACCAGAAAACAAAAUCUGCACCAUAUUUGGGACACCGAUAUAAUCCGAAAACUGGAAGGUGGAGUAAAUUCUUCAAAUGUAGAAGAUCUCACCAGAAGAAUUCAACAAAAAAUAAUGAGAAAAUGGAGAAGGCAAAUCCGUGGCUGGGAGUUCUGUCCUGGUCGUCUGAAAACUUGCCCUAACGUGUAUGCAGAAGAGAGUAUAAAGAUAGCUUGCCAGUGGGCAUAUAAAGAGGUUCAACCUGGCUCAGUACUAAAAGUUCAUAACUUUUACGUGCGAAUUUUUCAUGCAGAUGAGUAUUACCAGACACGGUUACCUGUUGUCGAAAUGCGAAUAGCACAAGCUGCAAUUCGCUUGGCAGCGACUCUUAAUCGGAUAUUUACCUAA